Amoebophrya sp. A25 is the source of this 1463-nucleotide messenger RNA. The record is from the annotation of a GenBank genome assembly. NCBI's taxonomy places the organism in Eukaryota, Dinophyceae, Syndiniales, Amoebophryaceae.
AUGAAAAUGGAGACGAGUAGCAGUACGAGUGCAACCGUUCUGCUCUGCGGAUUGGAGCAUCCUGAACAAGGUGAGAGCACACAAGGUGAAAGCAUUUCCACGUCUUCGUCUCGUAUGGCUCCUGUGCUGAUUAUAUUUGAUAGCUUUAAGUAACAAUUUUUUAGAGGCUUACUUUAGUUAGAUUUUUCCACUCUCAGAUCUCGUCUCUACGGUCAUCAGGAGAGUUGGCAACAGGGGUAUACGCAUUGCAUCUCCUCACUUGUUUCUAGAGGUGUGUAAAAGCACUAACAUCAAACUACAAGUACAACCUACCACUUUCUCGCUUCAAAACACAUUCUCAUCGCAUCGAGGAGUAACGCAGUAGAACUAGAGAGUAAAACGCAGUAGAACUAGAGAGUAGAACGCAGUAGAACUAGAGAGUAGAACGCAGUAGAACUAGAGAGUAGAACGCAGUAGAACUAGGAGAUCGGUGAAGAAAGGUAGAAAUCUUCUGGUCCCAAGCCCAGACUUUUACUUUUUGGUAUUUUCAACUAGUAUUCAUCGAUGUGCUGUAAGUCCCUUGGAGGGACCAUUCUCUUCCAGUGCUCUGAGUCCCUUCCAUCUCUGCUAGACUGUGUCGUGGCACUAGAGAUAAAGCAUAUUCGCAACUUCUAGUAAGAUGUGAAGUAGUCUAAUAUCCCCGACGAGGUAGAAAUCGGCUCUGCGCCGGACGCUUUCCGUAUCUACUGGGAGAAGUGCUUAGACAGUUACGGUCUUCCUUCCUUUUGUUGCGGCCUAUCGAAAGCGGCCUUUUCUUGAUCUUGUUCUUUUUAUAAGGUUGAGGCUUAGGUCCAGCGGCGCUCAAAGCACUAAUUAAAGCAGCCGGUUGGUUUUACCUCUAGAGACUUAGCCCUUCCAACAAUAGUUAGUAGUUAAUUUUGGUAUUUUUUUGAUAAUAGAUUAAUGGUAAAGAUUAAACAGAACACCUGCUCAGUUUACUGAUCAGGGCAACUCCUGCUCACCAUGACCACAGAGCACCCUCUCACUAGCCUCCACACUUCUUCCACGUAGCUGUUGUGACUGGGAGCACCUCCAUUGGUUAGGAUGUUAGGACGCGCUCUAAGGCAUUGGCUCCGGACCAAAGAAGGACUUGAACUCCGCUGACCCGACCGAGACUGAGACUAAGGCUUUGACUUCAAUGUUUCACAGACAAAAAUUGCUACACAAGAGGUGCCACUAUGUGACAUGUUUCAAGAAGAUUUGAUAUUAGUCGAGCGUAGAGGUGCGGCAGUCGCAGCUGCGGGGAGGGCGGUGCCCUCUCGGCGUUCUCGGACUACAAAAAAAGGCGUCCUUCGGAGGCAACGGAUUGAUUGACUGCUUGACUAUUCUCCUCUAAAAUACGGAGGAUAAGCAUUUUGCAGAAGGUACACAGACGGGCCAAACAGGCGAUGCGAUCCGCAGGUGGAAAAACAGAACUUAUGUGA